AUGAAGACUUCUUUCAUUACGAUUGCUUUUUCUCUCGCAGGUGCCACCCUCGCUGCUCCUACCACUGAGUCCCGAGUCUAUCCCUACAGCAUCGGCGACCUUUCCCUCAAGCACACUAUUGAGGGUGACACCUGGGAUUUGACGUUCUAUCUUACUUCCAGGAGCCCUGUGGGUGAGGCCCUUGAGACCACCACCUGCCACACUGCUUGGAUAAAUGGCACACUUCCUGUCGGCCCCAAGAGCCCAGAGCCUUGCGCUGACCCUGCCUACUCCUUCUUUUUCCCCGUUGGGGCUUCAAAUGUCGAGAGGUUUGAAAUCGCCGCUGAGGGACCUGCUGGAACAGCUGUGAAUUUCAUUGAGUCUGGUUACAAGUACCAGUGUGGCCCUUACACAGGCCCUAUUGGUAAUGUCGAUACCGAGUGCAAGACUAUCAACGGUGGAGAAUUCUACCUCCACCAGUAG
This is a messenger RNA of Penicillium egyptiacum, 462 nucleotides long. The record is from the annotation of a GenBank genome assembly. Lineage: Eukaryota; Fungi; Ascomycota; Eurotiomycetes; Eurotiales; Aspergillaceae.